GGGAACGACGACUUUAUUUGGAAGAUGGCGCCCGUUGUUACGGGGAAGUUCGGUGAGAGACCUCAGCGUUUGACAAGGGAGGCUAUGAGGAAUUACUUGAAGGACAAAGAUGACCAAACGGUGCUCAUACUGCACGCAAAAGUUGCACAAAAGUCAUACGGCAAUGAAAAGAGGUUUUUCUGCCCUCCGCCGUGCGUGUACCUGAUGGGCAGUGGCUGGAAGAAGAAGUUGGAGAGCAUGGAGAAGGAGGGCUGUACGGAGCAGGAGGCCCAGCCGUGUGCGUUCAUAGGGAUCGGCAACAGCGAGCAGGAGAUGCAGCAACUCCAUCUGGAGGGGAAGCACUACUGCACGGCUAAGACACUGUACAUCAGCGACUCAGACAAAAGGAAACACUUCAUGCUGUCGGUGAAGAUGUUGUACGGCAACAGCGCCAACAUCGGCUUCUUCCUCAGCAAGAGGAUCAAGGUCAUCUCCAAGCCUUCCAAGAAGAAGCAGUCCCUGAAGAAUGCAGAUUUGUGUAUAGCCUCAGGGACUAAGGUGGCGUUGUUUAACCGUCUGCGUUCCCAGACGGUCAGCACCAGGUAUCUUCAUGUGGAGGGGGGAAACUUUCUCGCUAGCUCCCAACAGUGGGGAGCCUUCUACAUUCACCUCUUGGACGACGAGGAGUCUGAAGGAGAGGAGUUUGCUGUGAGAGACGGCUAUAUUCACUACGGCCAGACGGUCAAAUUGGUCUGUUCUGUCACUGGCAUGGCCCUGCCCAGACUGGUCAUUCGCAAAGUGGACAAGCAGGCGGCCUCGAUGGAUGCAGAUGACCCGGUGUCCCAGCUUCACAAGUGUGCCUUCUACCUGAAGGAUACUGACAAAAUGUAUCUCUGUCUCUCCCAGGAGAGGAUCAUCCAGUUCCAGGCCACACAGUGCUCCAAAGAGACUAACAAGGAGAUCGUCAACGAUGGGGCCUCCUGGACUAUCAUUAGCACCGACAAGGCAGAGUACACCUUUUAUGAGGGCAUGGGCCCCGUCCCCACACCGGUCACACCUGUCCCCGUGGUGGAGAGUCUGCAGUUAAACGGAGGAGGAGACGUGGCGAUGUUGGAGCUGACCGGACAGAACUUCACCCCCAAGCUGAGGGUGUGGUUCGGAGACGUGGAGGCUGACACCAUGUACAGAUGUGGGGAGAGCGUCCUGUGCGUGGUGCCGGACAUCUCGGCCUUCAGGGAGGGCUGGCGCUGGGUGAGACAGCCGGUCCAGGUCCCGGUCACGCUGGUCCGCAACGACGGAGUCAUCUACUCCACCGCCCUCACCUUCACCUACACCCCCGAGCCCGGGCCGCGGCCCCACUGCAGCGCCACGGGGGCCAUCCUGCGGACGCGCAGCGCCUCCUCGUCUUCGCCGGCGUCUUCUUCCUCGCCGGCGUCCUCCCUGGGCGGGCUCGGGGAUGGCCACGGUUACAGCGGCAGCGACUCUGGUGUCUCGUCAGGGGCGUCGACCAUGUCGUUGCUAUCCUAGUGACUCGGACGCGUGCGUCGUUGUCGUGUGUGUGUGUGUGUGUGUGUGUGUGUGUGUGUGUGUGUGUGUGUGUGUGCGUGCCUUUGAA
Anoplopoma fimbria (sablefish) is the source of this 1594-nucleotide messenger RNA. Its product is annotated as recombining binding protein suppressor of hairless-like. The record is from RefSeq and is a predicted model, not a curated record. Lineage: Eukaryota; Metazoa; Chordata; Actinopteri; Perciformes; Anoplopomatidae. Gene Ontology annotation, cellular component: nucleus; MAML1-RBP-Jkappa- ICN1 complex. Gene Ontology annotation, biological process: regulation of transcription by RNA polymerase II; Notch signaling pathway. Gene Ontology annotation, molecular function: RNA polymerase II cis-regulatory region sequence-specific DNA binding; DNA-binding transcription activator activity, RNA polymerase II-specific.